CCCUUUGCAGGGUGUGGCGGGCCCCAGCCACCGCCUAGGCAGUAGGUGCCUGGUAGACAUCUUAGAACUUUAAAAACGGAGACGACCUGCUUUUAGGGGAUCAUGCUGAGGGACACUAUGAAAUCUUGGAAUGAUAGCCAGUCUGAUCUCUGUACCAGUGACCAAGAAGAGGAAGAAGAGAUGAUUUUUGGUGAAAAUGAAGAUGAUUUGGAAGAGAUGAUGGACUUAAGUGAUCUGCCUACCUCACUUUUUGCCUGCAGUGUCCAUGAAGCAGUGUUUGAGGUGCAAGAACAGAAGGAGAGAUUUGAAGCGCUUUUCACCGCCUAUGACGAGCAGGUUACGUUUCAGCUGUUUAAAAGCUUUAGAAGGGUCCGAAUAAAUUUCAGCAAGCCCGAAGCAGCGGCAAGAGCGCGCAUAGAACUCCAUGAAACAGACUUCCACGGGAAGAAGCUGAAGCUGUAUUUUGCGCAGGUGCAGGUGUCCAGUGAGACGCGGCACAAGUCGUACCUGCUGCCGCCCCAGCCGGUCAAGCAGUUCCUAAUCUCCCCGCCAGCGUCUCCCCCAGUGGGGUGGAAGCAGGGUGAAGACGCGAUGCCUCUUUUAAAUUACGACUUACUCUGCGCUGUUUCCAAGUUGGGACCAGGAGAGAAAUAUGAACUUCAUGCAGGAACUGAGUCGACACCCAGCGUGGUGGUUCACGUCUGUGAAAGUGAAACCGAAGAGGUAGAAGAAACAAAAAACCCCAAACAGAAAAUUACGCAGACAAGGCGCCCUGAACCUCCAACUGCAGCACUGAGUGAGCCCCAGACCUUCGACUGUGCGCUGUGAGGCCUCUGGUUGUGGUGGGAGGCAGCGGCCCUUGUGGGUGCCGGUCAUGGAGACGGCGCCCCUCCUGCUGGUGCAUUGCUGCUAGUGGGGUAGGUGAGGUGAGCAGGGCCUGAGCCACAGUGUGUUCACCGAGCCUGCGCUGUGGACGUGGCAGUCUAGAGUAGAGGCUGAUACUCUGAACAGCACUUUAAAGGAUUAGCGCCCAACAUGCAGCAUCCCUUGACCAUUUUUAAACAACAAAUUAGGAACACGGUCCCCUCCAGGAAUGUUCCUUUCCCUGAUUCUGUGUAGCAUGGGGUACCCCAAAACUAAAACUAUAGUCACCGAGUGCAGUACCAUUUUUAUGAAUUUAAAAGUAGUCUUAACAAUUUUAAUAAUCUAGUGUGGGUAUUUUUGUACUGGUAUGAUAGCUUCUAACUAAAUCUCUUGAUCAAAGGGUAAUUAUUAUUCAGUAUACCAAAAAUUUUUUGCACGAAAAGAAACCUGAAGUAUAGAAUAAUUUGUAGAAAAUCGUUUUUCUCUGGACUUUCUUUUCUUUAACUUUGGGGAAGAAAUGCCAAAUUCACUUUGACUGUCGGGAUCAAGUGGCACAAAUCUGUGUGCACACUGUUUUCUUACUUGGAAUUCCAGAAAGUGAUGCGCACACCACUGUCCUCACGUGUCAUCCCCCCCAGAGGAAGAGCUGCUGCUUUAGGUGGGGAUAUGUCGUCAGUGAGCUUGACUGAUUGUGACUCAGGUGGCUACUGCAGUCUGCCGCCUGUGACCAUGUGCUAGCUGAUCGCAUCCCAAACCGUCUUCAGCCACCUGCUAAGUUUUCCUAUUCUAUACAUAUUUGUUUGUCAUUUGUAGACUUUAAAUUAGAAAAGGUAAUGGUAAGAUUUUCUGUGGACCAUUUUAAAUGUGUCCGUUUAAAUAUUUUUCAGCUUGAAAGAAAAGUCACGUCACACAUACUCCAUUUCUAUGAAUUAGGGAAAGAUGGGGGAGAUCAUUUUGGUAGUCAGGCUUGUCUUUUGAGGGGAAUUUUUUACCCUGGCUUACAGUAGGCACUUUUCCCUAAAACCGAAUUGUUUUCACUCAUGUUUCAGAGUGGAUAGUUGAACCUCCUAAAGUAGAAGCAAGGAUCUUUUUAAUUCUUUGGGAUCUAUGUAAAGUCCUCUUUGUAGAAAAGCCUCUAACUAAAUGCAUUGCUUGUGGUCGGGCUGCUCUGCAGAUUCUCUGCUCACGCUUUGUAUGGCAAAUGCCCGGAGCGCCUGGUAUGUGUAAAGGGGUUGCACUCGUGAGUCUGGACUAAUACGGUGUGGCUACCACUGCAAAGAGAAAAAUGCAGAAGUGCAGGCCGUGAUGUCUGUAUGUUUUUGUGGUUUAGAUGUUCUUAUUAUGAUAGAAUUUAUAUCUGAGGACUUAAACUGUAUUGCAAAAAAAA
Messenger RNA from Miniopterus natalensis, 2251 nucleotides. RefSeq names its product regulator of calcineurin 3 (gene RCAN3). Gene Ontology annotation, biological process: calcium-mediated signaling. NCBI's taxonomy places the organism in Eukaryota, Metazoa, Chordata, Mammalia, Chiroptera, Miniopteridae. The record is from RefSeq and is a predicted model, not a curated record. Gene Ontology annotation, cellular component: nucleus; cytoplasm. Gene Ontology annotation, molecular function: calcium-dependent protein serine/threonine phosphatase regulator activity; nucleic acid binding.